This is a messenger RNA of Pseudoliparis swirei, 4530 nucleotides long. RefSeq names its product sprouty homolog 4 (Drosophila) (gene spry4). The record is from RefSeq and is a predicted model, not a curated record. Gene Ontology annotation, cellular component: membrane; cytosol. The coding region runs from base 259 to 1359 and encodes 366 amino acids. The transcript is spliced from 2 exons. Gene Ontology annotation, biological process: negative regulation of MAP kinase activity; negative regulation of Ras protein signal transduction; multicellular organism development. Lineage: Eukaryota; Metazoa; Chordata; Actinopteri; Perciformes; Liparidae.
CACAACCGCAGUCGCCUUGUUACGCACCGAGCGAGCGGAGCCCAGAGAGCGGAGCGCCUCCGUCCUGUCGCGGGACUCACGAGCACCUCCGGGCCGCGCGGACGUUAACCCGCACUCGACAUUUGUGGAGCUACUCGCUCGCGCGGACUGGACUACCGGCCGCGCGCAGGACGUCGUGCGCAACGAAGAGAUGAGAAUUGUGUCCUGAAACCAGACGUUGCCCGAUGCCGCUCUAGAGCGCGAGGCACCGGCCCCCCCAUGGAGUCCAGGGCCCCCCACCGCAUCCCCGGCGCGGCGUCCUCCUCCCUCGCCUCCCAGCCGCUGCUGGACAGCCGCGUGCCGUCCGGCCGCCUGCAGCACCCGCUCACCGUCUACCCCAUCGACCGCAUCCCGGCGUCGCACGCGGAGAACGACUACAUCGACAGCCCCGCCGUCGUGUCCCGGCAGCCGCCGAGCCACAAGGCCGUGAACCGGAGGGUCAACUGGCUGGGUCAGAACCAGGAAGCCUUCCUCGGGGCCAACCACAACCACCACCACAACCACCAGCAGCAGCAGCCCCACCACGACACCACCACCCACCCGUGGAUCUCCUUCAGCGGGAGGCCCAGCUCCAUCAGCAGCGGCAGCAGCACCUCGUCGGACCAGCGGCUGCUGGACCACGCCGCCCCCACCCCGACGGCGGACCGCCACGCCAACCCGCACCCCCACCAGGGCCCCGGCAGCGCCGCCGCGGCCCGGACCCCGGGCUGCUUCGCUUCGCCCGAUUCCAAAGUCCUCACCUCGUCCUCCUCGUCCUGCUGCGCCGCCUCCUCCCAACCGCCGGACCUCCAGUCGGCAAAGAUGGCGGCGGCGGGAGGAGGAGGCGUGUGCGCCGGGGGCCGGCAGGGGUCGGCGCCGAUCCCUUCCUCCCCGGCCGACAAGAAGCACCUCCUCCUCUGCGAGCGCUGCGGGAAGUGCCGCUGCCCCGAGUGCACGCUGCCCCGGACGCUGCCCUCCUGCUGGCUGUGCCACCAGGAGUGCCUGUGCUCCGCCCGCAGCCUGGUGGACGGCGCCACCUGCAUGUGCCUCGUCAAGGGCGUCUUCUACCACUGCACCGAGGACGAGGACGACGAGGGCUCCUGCGCCGACGAGCCCUGCUCGUGCUCCCGGGCGCACUGCUGCGCGCGCUGGGCCUUCAUGGCGGCGCUGGCGGCCGUGCUGCCCUGCCUCGUCUGCUACCUGCCGGCGACGGGUCUGGCCAAGCUGGGACAGAAGUGUUACGACAACGCCAGCCGGCCCGGCUGCCGCUGCAGGAGCCCGCGGGGCGGCGGCGUGGAGGCGACGGUCGGGACGCCGGAGAAGCAGCGGCAGGCGUCGUGAGGGCCAAGCGGCUCGCGCUAGCCUCCGCUAACUAACGGACGGGACUCGCCACGGAGAGGACAAUCCAACGCCGACCCCGUGAACCGCCGGGAGGCCGCUUAUGUACAAACACAGGGACUCACGCGGCUUCUUGGCGUCCGCCGGCGGCCCGGUCGGUAUCAGAAGCUCGCGGGCCGACCGAGAUGUGUUUGAUGUUUGUUUGAGCGACUCGAGACGAAGAAGACGAAGACGAAGGAGACAUCGUGGGACCGGUGUCGGUGUUGUCGGCGGCCGAAGGCACGACGUGGUCGCACCGCUCUGCUGCUCCGGAUUCCUCGACUUCACUUUUGUAACACUCACGAACCAGAAGACGGUUUUGCUGAUUCUCAGAUAACAUAAAAGGGGAUUUGAUGAUGAAUAUCUGUCCCCCCACCCCCCCCCCCCCCUGUGAUCACCACACCGGGGGGGGGCUUUAGGACUCGCUCUAGAACGCCGUCGUUUAGCGUCGCCUCGCUCUCUCGUUUCGCUCAAAAGACGUUAGCCGGGUACCGCUAACACGUUUUAUCUCCACGGAGGAGCCGUGUGGAAACGAGCCUGAGAGACGUAGAGACAUCAGUGACUUCACAUCAUUGUUACUUGUGCAUAAAGCAGAGAGAGAGAGAGAGAGAGAGAGGGGGUCACGUGACCGUGUGUUUCCUGUUUUUUAAGGCGGUGAAUCCCAGAGAUCCUUCCAGAAGGUUUUUUUGAACGCUGCUCCCCGAUCACCUCGGAGGUAAUGCAUGUCGUGACCUGCAUGCUCUCGUCUCGCGGUUAGCCGCCGCGCGAGAAGUCGAUGUGUCGCAGAGAAAUUGUGUUAAAAAAAAGGAGAAGAGAAAAACAAACAAAAAAACAAAGUCCUCCGUCUCAGGGAACCUUCUCCAGCGAUCCUCUCCAGAAGCGCGUGGACCUCUAAGCCGCCGGAGAGAGCCGGGUCCACUUCCUCUUUGCACGAGAAGGCAAAGAAACAUUUUAGUCGCAAAAAGACAACAACAACAACAACAAAGGCAAUAGUGAAUAAUUUAAAGCGAGUUAGCGACAAACUGAAACAUAACGGGGGAUGAGGGGGAGGGGCAUAGCGAGAGCUGUUGUGUUUAUAUCUUUGUCGAAAUCGAAACCUGCCACUUGCACAACCUUUGUGUUUUUCGGAAGACGCAAACCCCUCAAAGUACUCAAAGCACAGGAUUCACGACCACCUCAGCUCUCCGGCGCACAUUCUGCUCGCGCCGCCUUUUAUUCUGAAAGUCUAUUUUUGCGGCGUUCUUCGGACUUUGCCAAAGGGAGCUCGCGUACAGGUAGCUCGUCUUCAGCCGUCGGGAGCGAUCGCAGUUGUUAUGCACAUUUGCCAAAUUGGGGUUUGACAGCGGCGGCGGUUGGUUGUUAAAAGGCGUCCUGCCCCUUUAAUACAGAUGGCCUUUUCCUUUUGCUGCUCCAUGACACACACACACACACACACACACCUCUCCUUCACGUUGGACCCUUAACUUCCAUUAGGGCGCCUGGCGUAGAGCUCACAGCUGUAUUUGUCUCGUUGCACAAAGCUGGUGUCACACAAAAAAAGAAGAAACACACACACACACACACACACACACACACUGUCCUUAGUCUUGAAUGUAUGAGGCAAUAUUUUUCAAAACCUAGCAAUUCAGUCCGAGAGAAAGGUGCCAAAACGGGAUGAUUGUGCGACUGGAGGCCUGAUGGCGAGGAAUCACAAAUGUUUUGAGGAUAUAUUUAGUAAUAGAAGCUAUGCAGGUGACGUGUGAUUCGCUGUAAAUAGUUUCACAACAUUUGUGUUCUUUAGACUUUGACACAAAAAAAAUGUCCUGGAAAGAUUGCAUGGUACGUUAUAACUACAAUUCAGUACAAAAUAUACAUAGAGAAUAUAUUAGAUAUAUAUUUUGAGGGUAAAGAUUGUGUUUUUUUUAGGUUGCGAGAAUAAAUGAGAAAUGAAAGAGAGGGAGGAGGAAGAGGAGGGUGGGGGAAAGGGGGGGUAACACACGAAUAUGACUAUCUAUCACUAGCACUUGAUUUAGAAAAGUAUGCCGGGCAAUAACAAAAAGAAGAAGUAGGAGAAGGAGAAGAAGAAGAAGAAGAAAGCUCCUGCUGUUGAUGCUCAUUAGCAGGCGGAGGCGGAGCUCCGGCCUCCAGCCUGUGGCCUCAUGGAGCCACACGGGAACACAAGCUGCCCCUCCGGAUCAACCCACUUCCUGCUGCUCAGUGUAUCAGCUCGCUCCCCUCCUCUUUUUUUCUCUCCCUCUCUUUCUCUCUCUUUCGCUCCCCCCCCCCCCCCCCCCUCUCCUUCCUCUCUUCCUUCUUCUUCCCUCCCUGAGAAAUAGUCCAACAAAACACCCCUGGCCUUGAUUGACAAACACAGCUGCUGUGCAUAAACUUGUCAUACCACAGAGACGGAGAGAAAGACGAGUCUGUCUCUCUCUCUCUAUCCACCCCCCCCCCCCUCCACCAUCUUUGUUUUCUUUCUUUCUCUGGAUUUUGUAGUUCUGUGCCAUCUUUCUUAAUCAACGGACCUCUCUCUUAUUUGUUCAACAGUCGCUGCCUUUCUUUUCUUUUCUUACGCAGCUCCGUCACUGUCAGAGUAAAUACUCUUCACUUCAAGUUUAGCUUUUUUUAAUUUUAAUUUUUUUAUUUUAUUCUUUUUAUUCUUUAACGUGUGGAAUAAUCAUCCAACGAUUCAAAUUUUUUUUUAAUUCCCCUCUCUCUUUUUUUUGUGCCUCUGCUAUACAAUGCUGUGACUCCCCCCCCCCCCCCACACACACGCCCCUUUCUUUGUGUCGCUUAUUUUAUUUUAUUUUAUUUUUGUUGUUGUUAUUUCUUUUCAAUCCAAACAAGAGGAAAAGUCUCUCGCGGCGGCGGCGAUGACGCUCCAUUCCUUUUACGCCUUUCGCAAUGUUUCAGUGUUUUUUGGGGGAUUUAAGAACUGAGAUCUGUGCUUUUUGUUUUUUGUUUCGAUAUAACGAAGAAGAAAAAAAGAAAAAAUAUCUCCCCGUAUAAAAAAAAGGUUCCCUUUAUAGAUAUUUAUUUUGAAGUUCUAUUUUAUAUAGUAUUUAUUUAGAUGGCAACUCUUUUUUUGUUUGUGAAGAAAGCUUAUGUCGAAAAAGGAAUGUACAUUGACAAUGGAAAUAUAUAUUGUUAAAUAUA